Symbiodinium necroappetens is the source of this 1545-nucleotide messenger RNA. NCBI's taxonomy places the organism in Eukaryota, Dinophyceae, Suessiales, Symbiodiniaceae. The record is from the annotation of a GenBank genome assembly.
AUGCAGCCUUUCCUGCAAGCGCAGUGCACUUUUCCCGCUGGCUGGCAGUUUUCGGGGCCGUAUCCACAGCCAAUGCUGGCACCUGGACCUGCACCAUGCAUCUUCGUCCCCGCCGGGCCGCCGGCUGCGUUUGCUUUCAUGGGAUCUGGGUCCUGUUCCGCAGAGGCAUCAAUAGCAGCUGACCACCAAGCAGAGCCUGCAAUGUCGGCAAUGGAGACAGGAUCUGCGACGCAGCAAGGGAAGGAGCGCCGCCGGAAGCAGUCUGGGAAGAGGCGCAGCCAACUGCCAACCGUUUCAGACACAGCAGCCCCCGCCAAGGCGAACCUUGCGAACCAGAAGAAUCGAAACUUGCUGACUCGCGGCCCAGCCAGGGUCGAGUUUCGUGAAGGCAUGCCCCCAAAAACCUGCCCAGCCGUUCUGCUUGACUGGGCAAAGCGAGACCAAGAGCUGUACUGGAUUCGACACACCCCGGUUGUGAAACAUGACUUCCACGACCCUGCUGACCAUGCCGUGCCCUCCGACGGCAACGACACACUUGGCUACGUAGUCCUGAGGCACUUGCACAGGCACACCCAGCCCCAAGAGAAGCCUUUGGUCAUCGAGAGUCGCGUUUGGCUCAGAGGCGCUUGCCGGGCACUGGAUCUGCGGCGCUGGGUCUACGCUCAGAUCUAUUUGCAGGUGUUUGGAACUGGCCUCUUGAGAGAGAAGUGUGUGGAUUCGCGUCGCAACCAUCUCACCAUGGAAGAGGUGCACGAAGGCACCGCGAUGGAGUUUCACCUCUCGCUUUUCCUUGACACCGAGGCUGGUGAGAUCCGCGAGGAGGCGAUGGACGUUGACAUCGGCAAGUUCUUGAAAGAUCCAAGGGAUCCGAAGGUGUUGAAACAGGUCUUUGCUGGUGCUUCCCUGCGGCUCCGAGGGAAAGAGCGGCAUUUCACAGGCCUCGCCGAGUUGGUUUCCCGAUACCUGAUACAAGUUCAGAAUGCCGGCACGGAGACAGCCUGGAAGAGGGCCGCAGUUACCGGCGACUUCCUGCCCGGCCAGAUUUUCGAGUGUCACCUGACACAACAUCUGGUGGGCCCGGGGCAGCCGGAGCUUCAUGGCAAGCUGGUAACCAUGCUGCCUCCGGCGGAUUGCAAUGGAAGUCGCCUGCCCGGGCCGGGUAUGGUCUGCGUGGCUCCGCUGGACAAAGAGAAGCGCCGCAUCUGUGCUGUGUCCAGGCUAGACUUGCAUCCCAUCAGCUACGGCGACGAUCUGCUGGAUGGCAAGUACCGGUACAAGGUCCUCGUCAGGACCGACGAGACAUGGGACUCUGCGACGCCCUGCCGGCUUUGCUUUCGCAGUUUCGCGGACAAGGACAUCAACACCCGCAAGGUUUGGUGUGCGAAGGCUGACGGAGGAGUUCUACAAGUAUAUCCAAAGGAUCUCCGACUGGCCGUGGAUCUGAGUUCCAUUGGAGAUGCACGGCCGCAGGAGGACCUGGAUGCGUACACGGUGGCUCCAACCUCGCUGGUCUCUGGCCCUGCGCGUGCUCCGGCUGCGGGCUAG